Angiostrongylus costaricensis is the source of this 1281-nucleotide messenger RNA. The record is from the annotation of a GenBank genome assembly. Lineage: Eukaryota; Metazoa; Nematoda; Chromadorea; Rhabditida; Metastrongylidae.
AUGGAUGGAGGACCUUUCUUAGUCAGUGUUGACGCCGUCCUUCAAGACGCAGCUGCCCUCCAAGCUUUUCGAGAAUGGAUCAGCUUAGAUUCUCCGAAAUCGGCAGACUGUCUCGCUCUUUACUUCGCCAUUAAGGGAUACAAAGCUUAUUUGAGCCGAAAGGAACCGAGCACGUCUAGUAUGGCGUGUACACUGCAUCGAAAAUUCAUAAGUCAACGCACUGGUACCUGCUCUUUUCUGCCGUCAUUGGUAAGAAGCGAGAUGUCCACACGAGUUCAUUCGCUCAACAGUCAGCAGUUGCCUUAUCCAGAGCUAUUCGAGCCAGUUCAGCCAGCACUUCGCAAGCACCUCAACGUUCUCCACUCUAAAUUCGUCGCAUCUCCUUAUUUUGCAGCGUUUCUGGCUCAACGUGGAAGUGAAGGAUCUUCAUCAGCAACUCCCGUGGAUGCGACUCAUCUGGCGACCUGUCCAUAUUUCCCUGAAACAUCAACUCGUGAAUCCAACAAGAAAAAUAAAAUCUACAAAACUCAUGCUUACUCGUGCAAUCCGUCAACUAGUCGAUAUGCUAAUGAAGCACGCCGUGAAAUCGAAGUUGAUCGAGAGCGACGUCUUUACAAACACCCAGAUGGCUCUACCCGACAUGAUCUUCCAGAAGCUCGUGAAGCUUUUGCCUCAGUGCUCACCGAGCGACUUGAGGUGAUUAUGAAGGAGUUAGAAAGAAGCGACGAAAAUACAUUCGCGCGUGAUCUGCCUCGAGAUCUGGCCGCCUGUUCCUUGCUCCCCUCACUUCACGACAAUCGAAUACUCGAGGACACUACCAGCGACGAAGAAGUGGAGAAAUACGUGUGCAAAAUCGAUGGCACACAAUCAAUUUCUCCCGUCCUGUCAAAUUUCCACCCGGCGAAGACGAAUCCUUACGAGAAUGGAUUUGCCCCACCUCCACAGGAGAUUCAACUAAGUGUUUUCGGUCUGCCAACAUCAUCCACUUUUCAGUUAUCGAAUAAAACCGGAACACCAUCAUUGCGCUUAACACUGGUGCUCAAGGAAAACGGACAGCCACCGAUGGUGGCGAAAAUCCCAUCAGAAAUCGUCACUCUUGCCAAAUUCCGUCGAACGUUCGGCGUUUCGAAUAAUGAAAAUAAAAGGUUCCUGUUCAAGAGCACAUGCGAGGACGACUCAGCACCGUUCCAAUGGAGUCUCGUCACCGAAGACGAAGCUGUGCUGCCGAUCUUCGACGGUAAAAUCACCGCCGAAUGUCGACACAUCAACGACUCGAACUAG